AUGUCACAUUUAUUUCGUCAUCUAAAGGCAACUAGUUGUUCGAGAAGUGUUGUUUCUGCUAUGCCACUUCGAGCCAAGAUCUUACAGCCAGAGUUUCGUGCCUUUGCCAAUAGAACCAUGGCCACUGCUGGACCAUCUCCAUCUAGUGAGGAUGAGGUCAAGUUCACUUCAACCGGGUCCGUUCGAUCCAUUAUUUUGAACAGACCUAAAAAGUUGAAUUCUCUGAAUCACAACAUGGUUGAAUUGAUUGUUCCUAGAUUGUUGGAAUGGUCGAAAUCUGACCAAGCCAAAAUUAUUAUCCUUAAAGGUGAAGGUGAGAAGUCCCUUUGUGCUGGUGGAGAUGUCGCUGCUUUAGCAGCUGGUAUCAAUGAGAAAGGACAGCAAGGUUCUAUCGAGGCUGCUCAAUAUUUCCACGAUGAAUAUCAAUUAGAUCACUUAAUUGCCACUUAUCCCAAGCCAUUUGUUGCUCUUCAAGAUGGUAUCACCAUGGGUGGUGGUGUGGGAUUGAGUAUCCAUGCUCCUUUUAGAGUUGCAACUGAAAAGACAUUGUUUGCUAUGCCCGAAACUAAUAUCGGUUUCUUCCCUGAUGUCGGUGCUACUUUCUUUUUGCCACGCUUGCUCGAUGGCCAACUGGGUGUUUAUCUCGGUCUUACUUCGGCUAGACUCAAGGGUUACGACGCCUUUUAUGCUGGAAUUGCUACACAUUACGUCCCAUCUAACCGUAUCCCUGAUCUCGAGGCUCGUCUUAGUGAAUUGUCUACUUCUUCAUCUGCUAUUGCUAACACUGAAGAUCUGUAUCAAGUCAUUAACACUACUAUCAAUGACUUUACUGAGACUGUUGACAACUACAAGUUCCCUAUUACUCCUGACCAAAUCAAGCUUAUAAAUUCCGCCUUUGCCAAGGAGACUGUCGAAGAUAUUAUUGCUGCUCUUGAAGCUGAUGGAUCUGAGUUUGCUUUAGCAACCAAGAAGACCAUUUUAGAGCGCUCUCCUACUGCUGUCAAGGUAGCUCUUGCUGCAAUUCGUCGCGGUGCUAGUAUGGAUAUCCGUACGACUCUCAACGAGGAAUUUUUUCUUUCUGAGCAAUUCUCCCACUCACCUGACUUUGUUGAAGGAGUUACUGCUCUGUUGAUUGAGAAGCGCAAGGCCAAUUGGAAUCCUCCUACUGUCGACCAAGUGACCAGUGAUGUUGUCAAUAGCUUCUUUGAGCAUCGUUCCGACUCAACUUCUCCUUCUGGUAUCAAGUUCUUCACAGAAGACUCAUACUCCGAGUAUCCUCACCAAUUUGGACUGCCAUCCACUGCUCAGGUUCAAGCCUUUGUUACCGGAGAGUCAAGCACUCGUGACUUCAAGGCCACUCGCGAAGAGAUUGUUAGCCACUUUGUCGACGCCACAAACGGUAAAUACGGCGUAGAGCAAAAAGUGAAUGCUAUUCUAGACGCCAAUACUAAACCUGACCCCGAGCACCCAACUCUCCUCGAUUGGGUUUACUAA
Messenger RNA from Sugiyamaella lignohabitans, 1494 nucleotides. RefSeq names its product Ehd3p (gene EHD3). Gene Ontology annotation, biological process: L-valine catabolic process. The transcript has a single exon. Gene Ontology annotation, cellular component: mitochondrion. The record is from RefSeq and is a predicted model, not a curated record. Lineage: Eukaryota; Fungi; Ascomycota; Dipodascomycetes; Dipodascales; Trichomonascaceae. The coding region runs from base 1 to 1494 and encodes 497 amino acids. Gene Ontology annotation, molecular function: 3-hydroxyisobutyryl-CoA hydrolase activity.